AUGUCCAACGACUACGACGUUGUGAUCCUUGGCGCCGGCGCCGCAGGUUUGUCGGCGGGGCUCUACUCGACUCGCGCGAUGCUCAGCACCCUGAUGAUCGAAAGCAUCGGUCCCGGCGGACAACUGCUGAUUACCGACGAUAUCGAGAACUACCCCGGGUUCCGGGAGGGCGUGAAGGGCCAAACGCUGGCCGAUGAGAUGUACAACCAGGCCGAGCGCUUUGGGGCCAAGAUGGAGUAUGCCGAGAUUGAAGGUGUGGAAAACCUGUACGACGACCGGAAACUGGUCCGGACCUCCGAAGGCGAUUUCACGGCUCGCGCUCUGAUCAUCGCCACGGGCGGCUCGCACAACAAGCUGGGUGUGCCCGGAGAGGACGAGUUCGGCGGCCGCGGUGUUUCGUAUUGCGCCGUUUGCGACGGCAACUUUUUCCGCGGGCAGGACGUGGUGGUCGUCGGCGGUGGCGACUCCGCCAUGGACGAGAGUUUCUAUCUUACGGGCAUCUGUAACUCGGUCACCAUCAUUCAUCGACGGGACGACCUUCGUGCCACCAAAGUGCUGCAGGACCGCGCAUUUUCCAACCCGAAGUACAAAUGGCUGUGGAGCCAUGUGGUCGAGGAAUUCGUGGGGAACGACGUCCUGGAAGCGGCCCGCGUCAAGAACGUGAAAACGGACGAGGUGUACGACUAUCCCACCGCUGCGGCUUUCGUCUACGUGGGGUUUCACCCCAACACCGAGGCCUUCCAAGAAAAGCUCGAAAUGGAUGAACUGGGCCACAUCCACGGCGACCUGCACAUGAGGACGAACAUCCCGAAGGUUUACGUGUGCGGCGACGCACGGGCCGAAUCCACCCGGCAGCUGGGAGCAGCCGUUGGGGACGGUAUCACCGCCGCGCUGGCCGCUUUCCACGACCUGUCAGCGUGA
Messenger RNA from Geodia barretti, 921 nucleotides. The record is from the annotation of a GenBank genome assembly. NCBI's taxonomy places the organism in Eukaryota, Metazoa, Porifera, Demospongiae, Tetractinellida, Geodiidae.